Molecule: messenger RNA, 984 nt
Organism: Didymodactylos carnosus
Lineage: Eukaryota; Metazoa; Rotifera; Eurotatoria; Philodinida; Philodinidae
Source: the annotation of a GenBank genome assembly
AUGUGCAGAUGUUCAUUACACUAUUCUCAAAUUAAUCGUUUAACCAUGGCUGUUUUUCCUUUACCAAAAGUUGAUGAUAUGACAAUACGUGAAUGGUCCACCUGUACAGACACUAUCGAAAACACAAUUCAAUUUGCACAAACACUUGGCCUUUUGCCAGUGCUUCCACCAACACCAUGUCCGAAUGGUCACGAUAAUUGGUAUCUUGGUAAAUACUCCCGAUCGAUCGACAAAUACCAGUGGCGUUGUCGUGAGAAAAAUUGUAAACUAACCAGAUCCCUUCGGGAUGGUACAUUUUUCUCAAAUUCCAAACUGGAGCUCCAACAGAUCUUGGAUCUAAUGUAUUACUGGUCACAAGGAGUGGAUACUUACGACUUUCUUCAACGGCAGUGUAACUUCGGCAGCAAAUCCACAAUCGCCGACUGGAAGAAUUUUCUACGCGAUGUAUGCGCCGAACAUUUUCUUCGCCAUCCAGCGGAAAUUGGUGGGGUCGGACAUGUUGUUGAAAUCGAUGAAAGUUCAUGGACAAAAAGAAAGUUUAAUCGGGGUCGUGUAAUCAAAAAUCAAUGGGUAUUUGGUGGUAUCGACAGAGACACUCGGGAGUGCUUUGCUGUACUCGUUGAAAGACGAGAUGCAGCAACACUGCUCCCUAUAAUUCAACAACAUGUUCGCCCUGGCACAACUAUAUUAAGUGAUGAAUGGCGUGCGUACCACUCGUUGCAAAAUGGUCCUGGUGGCUAUAUCCAUCAAACAGUUAACCACUCGUUACACUUCGUUGAUCCAGUAACAGGUGUACACACCCAAAACAUAGAAAACAUGUGGAUGUGUGCCAAACAAAAGAAAAAACGAAUGAUGGGUAUGCAUGUUUCUCUGCUGGACACCUAUCUUAUGGAGUUCAUGUGGAGAAGACGAUUUCCGGAAAGACCAUUAGAAAACUUAAUCGCUCAAAUUUUUGAGCUUUAUCCAGUUUUGAAGUUAGAAUGA